UCCUUAUCAACGUUGUCGGUUUCGCUGGAGCUACUGGGCGAACAGUCCCUCUAGCAGCUACCCGGAUAUACCAGCUAUCGUUUUUCACGGGCUUCGGAGUUUCUGCGGUUGUCUAUUGGGCGCUGAAUCGUGUUUUCCCGGUGAUCGGCGCUGCUGACACGUUCGAGGAAAUCGACGUGUCUGGAUAUGAACGUAAGACACUGGGAGGUGGUUCGCGGGAUGUUGAGGAAAUAGAUACAAUUACGAAGGACGGGGGCUCAGAUACUGGGAGCGAAAGAUAAGGUUCACCAAAUGCAACAAAUGGCGAGAUUCGGAUGAUGUCAUAGGUUUAGCACAGGGGUUACGACUUACUCUCAUCUACUCUACAACACAAAAGCACAGAAUGUCGUCUGGAGGUACACAAUCGCCACCUCUUGAAUUUACAGGCUCGCAUAUACCUAUGGGAGUUUCUUGCAUUGAUGGUAGCGUCUCGAAACCGAUGUUGGAUGCAGAGCAACGAAAGACUUACUUCGCUCAGCCGGAGCCGGAAGAACGUGGAGAAAAGAAGGAGACAGGGAAAGAGCAGCAAAAGGAAUACGCGAAGGGAAAAAAGGACUGAUUGUUAGCAACAGUCACCAGAACGCGACUAGUACAUGAAUGAUUGGUUGAAUUC
Molecule: messenger RNA, 652 nt
Organism: Suillus clintonianus
Lineage: Eukaryota; Fungi; Basidiomycota; Agaricomycetes; Boletales; Suillaceae
Exons: 4
Coding region: 383-598 (71 amino acids)
Source: RefSeq, a predicted model, not a curated record